ACUGCACCCUKGCAGAAUUGCUGAUAAUUAUUAUUAUUUUUUUAUUAAGUUUAUUUUUAUAAUUUGAACAGUAGUACAAAACAUUGCAUGGACUUUAAAUGGCAGCAUACCCGCGUGAUGAUCAAAUGAAAUGGUACCACGGCCGCUUAACACGCGAGGCCGCUGACGAUUUGCUAAAACAAGGUUGCGAGGAUGGCACAUUUCUGGUGCGGGAGAGUAGCACGGCAGCUGGCGAUUUUGUAUUGAGUCUGCUCUAUCAGGGCGAGGUCUGUCACUAUCAAAUCCGACGUCACGGCGAAGACGCCUUCUUCUCUAUCGAUGACAAGGGACAAACUAAGAUAUUGCAUGGCUUGGAGACAUUGGUGAAAUACUAUCAGCAGGAGCCAAAUGGACUGAUUACGAAGCUAGCACAACCUCUCAUUGGUGAUCCACCGCCACCUAAUACUCGAAGCCAGGGCGUGACAAACCUGCUGCACCGUGCCACCAGCAAGAAUGAGAGCAAGGUGGUAAUUGAACUACUGAAGUGCGGCAAUCGCAAUUUCGAUGCAAAGAACAAGGAUGGCCAGACGGCGUUGCAUCUGGCUGCCAUCAAUUGCAAUGAGGGCAUACUGAAGUUGCUACUGGAUGCGGGCGUCCAAGUGAAUAGCUCCGAUUCGUUCGGCUGGCAGCCUCUGCAUUAUGCCUGUCGCAAGAAGGAUGCCAGCUUCAUACGCACCUUGAUUGCCGCAAAUGCGAACGUGCAGUGCCGUAACAUUGAGAACGGCCAUGUGCCGCUGCAUGAGGCUGCCAAGUAUGGCAAUCUGGAAGCGGUGCAGGAGCUGCUGGCCGCACAUGCUCCACUGCUGCCACGGACCAGCGCUGGUGAGUUUCCCUUCGAUCUGGCCAAAGAGGCGGAACAGACGGCAGUCGAACAAUUUCUGCUCAACUACAAGCUGCCGCCAGCUAACACGAGUCGCGAGCUGUGGUAUCAUGGCACCUUGAAGCGCGACGAGGCAGUGGCCAUACUCAAGAACUAUGCCCAACAGCAUGCGCGUGAGAUCAGCACGGAUCAGCCGCUGGACACUUCCGGCUAUUUUCUGGUACGUUACUCUGAAUCGCCGGCAGCAUCGGGCUAUGUCUUAACGCUGCUCGGCGAUCAGGUGGUCAAAAACUUUCUCAUCUCACAAGCGGAUCUCUAUCAGAACGGCAACAAGCUGACCUCGAAUGGGUCAAAAUAUAUGUACAUUGAUGAUGGCCCCUAUUGGCCCAGCUUGGAGCACUUGGUGGCGCAUUAUAUGCGUUUCUCUUACGGCCUGCCCGUGAGCCUAAAGUAUCCUGUGCCGCCGCAGCCCAAGCCGGAGCUGCCAUCGUUUGCCACCAUACCACGUCCCAAACACAAGUUACGUGAAAAUCCACCAAUCAGUCCGCUUCCCAGCGGCUCCAGCAAGCACCCGCCUGCCUUGACCAUAAACAACAACAUAACAAAGAAGAAACAGAAAGAGAACAGCAGCUCCAUGUUCAAUACGCUGCGCAUCGUAAGCCCCAAGAAGAGUCUCUUCGACAUGAACAGUCUGCGCAAGAGCAAAACGAAGAACAAGCGCAGCGAUUCGGAGAGCAGCGUCAGCCUGGUGGCUGCAGCCGAGGAACUGCAGGCGGCAGUCCCCAUGCUAAAGAAUCUCUCCUUCUCAACGGAUUUCAGCAAUUUCAAUGUGGAUGCGGGCGAUGUGUACAAUGUGCCGCGGAACAAUACGCCAAUCGAUCUGCCACCCAUUGCCAACAAGACUGAGGACGAGGUGGAGUACUACACCAAGAGCGAUGUGGCCAUUGAGAGGGAACGUCUCGCUGAACUAACAUCGAAUGGCUAUUUGCCUACCACAGAUGUGCACAUGCUAUUGGACCAGGAGGUCAAACAAUUGGAUGGCAAACAUAUGUUACGCUUGGACUCCAUGAUAUCCACUGGCUCCACCGAGAGUGAAAUGGCCAGCUAUCUGCAACGCAAGUGCAGCGGAGCCGGAGCUGGAACAAUUGGAUUAAGCAGCGCGGAACUGGAGGCAGCCAAGCAACGGUUCCUUAUAAACCGUGACCAACUGGAGCUAGAGAGUGAGAUCGGUGCUGGCGAAUUUGGUUCCGUCUACAAGGGUUGGCUACGACAAGCGAAUGGCCAUCGUUUGGAGGUGGCAAUCAAGACACUGCGCGACGAGGAGCAGCAGGCGAUCAACAAGCAAGAGUUUCUGCGCGAAGCAUCUGUGAUGAUGCGACUGGCGCACAAGUGCAUUGUGCGUCUAAUUGGCAUCUCGAAGGGCGAGAUGCUGAUGAUGGUGCAAGAACUGGCACCACUGGGCUCCAUGCUGCAGUACAUUCUGGAUCACAGUACCGAGGUCAAGGUCAACUACGAGCUGAAGCUGUGGGCCUCGCAAAUAGCCUGCGGCAUGCAUUAUCUGGAGACGCAGCAUUUUGUGCACCGCGAUUUGGCCGCCAGGAACAUAUUGCUGACCUCCAGACAGCAGGCCAAGAUCAGCGACUUUGGCAUGUCGCGUUCCUUGAGUGCGGGCAGCGAUGAAUAUCAUUUCACUCAAGGGGGACGCUGGCCGAUCCGCUGGUAUGCGCCGGAGAGCUUCAACAAUGGCAUUUUCUCGCAUGCGAGCGAUGUUUGGUCCUUUGGCGUCACAUUGUGGGAGAUGUUUUCUUUGGGCGCACCGCCCUACGGGGAUAUAUCCAAUGUGGAUGCCAUCAAGCUGGUGGACAGCGGACAGCGAUUGCCACAGCCAAAAGUCUGUCCGGCGUACAUCUAUGCGGUAAUGCAAAGCUGUUGGAACUAUCAUCCCAGAGAGCGGCCCACCUUCGCUUAUCUAAAGGAGUUCUUCAAUCGUGGUCCCGAGUAUCAGAAUCUUCCAGAGCUGGUCCAAUCGGUGCAUAUCUAGACAUCAGCUUUACUCUAUAUAUAAUUUCCUUCAAACUGUGCAAUUUCUUUUACACCUACUACAU
This is a messenger RNA of Drosophila arizonae, 2964 nucleotides long. It is a transcript of the gene Shark, whose product is annotated as SH2 ankyrin repeat kinase. Gene Ontology annotation, biological process: protein phosphorylation. Gene Ontology annotation, molecular function: protein binding; ATP binding; protein tyrosine kinase activity. The record is from RefSeq and is a predicted model, not a curated record. Lineage: Eukaryota; Metazoa; Arthropoda; Insecta; Diptera; Drosophilidae.